AUGGAGGUGCAAGCGGCAACUGCCUUCAUCGUCGAGGGAAACACAAUCUCUGAGUAUGCGCGGGGACGUCAGGCGUUUGCCUCUCAAAAGAAAUUUGAUCCACCUCAAUGCACAUCAGAUCAAAUGGAAAAGCUGGCCUACCAGCUACCAGCAGAUGACUGUAAGGCAAACAAAGACGCACCCUGGAACAGCAAAUGCUCCUUUUCCGUUGCAACGCGAUGUCCAGAUACUUCCUGGCUGGAUCACCAUUUUACGAUCCGACAAGCCUCCGACGGGGAGGAGCCAUUCCUGAGUUUCUUUGUGGGGUGCAAUAAAGCGAUUGAUGCCGUACAUGCAUUGAGAAUGGGAAGCCGGAAUGCGAAAUUUGAUGUUGGUCUGUGGAAAACGAAACUGUCUGAAGGAAAAGAAAAUGACUUUGCAGGAUCAUCUUGUGCUCAGUUUGAUAAGAACUAUGAGUUCGGAACAGAGCAACCAAUUCGACAAGCCCAAGUUUAUUGCUUUGAACCUGUUUCGUCCACAUUUGCCGAACUACACAGAACCAAAAUUGAACUGGGCUGGAAGAAUGAACUUGUCUUGGACGAGUCAGCUUUUUCGCACCAAAGUGGGACCAUGUGGGUUCCCAAACAAGUCCAACUAGGAAAGGAGAAUGCUGGUUUGGAAAAUCUAGCUUGCGGCAAAGAAAAAGAUGCUGCAAACUGCAAGCAAGUACCAAUCCACACUCUCAAUGACUAUGUUGGGUCUAUGAAUGGAAAACCCCAAAUUCAUUAUUUGUCCAUUGAUGUGGAGGGAUAUGAUUUUGAAGUUCUCAAGGGAGCAGCCAACAUUCUGCAAGACCAAGUCCAUUACUUGGAGUUUGAAUACAAUUGGAAAGGGCCCUGGAAAAGUCAAAACCUUGCAGAUGCAAUUAAUAUGUUGCAUGAUAAUGGCUUUGUCUGUUAUUGGCCUGGUCCGAGAGAUGGCCAUAUAUGGAGGAUAACUGGCUGUUGGCAAGAUCACUAUGCCCUCAGGUUUUGGUCCAAUGUGGCUUGUGUCAAUGGACAAAUUCCAGAAGCAAGACCCCUUGCAUUGGAUAUGGAAGAAAAGUUCCUUCAAACCAUUGGGCAGCAGAGUCUAGUGUACAAAUCACGGUGA
Molecule: messenger RNA, 1131 nt
Organism: Seminavis robusta
Lineage: Eukaryota; Bacillariophyta; Bacillariophyceae; Naviculales; Naviculaceae
Source: the annotation of a GenBank genome assembly